Aspergillus aculeatinus CBS 121060 is the source of this 2112-nucleotide messenger RNA. RefSeq names its product putative aminotransferase. The coding region runs from base 413 to 1615 and encodes 400 amino acids. The record is from RefSeq and is a predicted model, not a curated record. Lineage: Eukaryota; Fungi; Ascomycota; Eurotiomycetes; Eurotiales; Aspergillaceae. The transcript is spliced from 7 exons.
AAUGAUUGGCUCUCAUUGGUAGGGACCAUCGUCAAAUCUUGCAUUCAAUGAUAACUUAUUCGAUAAAGGUGAGUAAGACAUUGGAGGGCGUGUUGUCGAAGUAACACACGAAUGUCACCAUUUUUCCGCAUGCAUCACGGAGGCGAGUUGGACGGUCGAGGCUUGGCAAAACAACAAGAGAUUUGAUGAAGAUAGUGAAAACUAUCUGUCAUCCCUUCCUAUCAAGAUCUCCGAGAUGAGAGAAUGGAAGAGGGGAAGGAACAUGAGGUGGAUCGCGUGGGGUGGAAAGUAGAUUGUCAUCAAGCGGGGUCACUCCUCUUCGUGCCUUUGCUCCUCUCUCUCUCUCUCUCUCUCCUUCUACCCAAACCAUUUCUUCAUCGCAGCCGUUCCUCAUUUCUAAGUUUCUCACACAAUGACUUUCAGCAUUUCUGAGGCUAGAUCUCGCUUUCCUGCUCUGAACCAGGAAGAGGUCUUCCUCGACAAUGCCGGAGGCAGCCAGGCUUUGGACUCGGUCAUUGAAUCUAUUUCGACCUACCUCUCGAGCACCAACGUUCAAUUAGGCGCCACCUACAAAAUAGCCAAAGCGUCAACUGCUGCCUACGGUCACGGCUACGAAGCAGCAGCUAAGUUCAUCAACGCAAAGCCUGAGGAGAUCUGCCUGGGAGUUUCGACCACGCAGCUCCUUCACAAUCUAUCAACCGCCCUUGACUUUCAGCCCGGAGACGAACUUGUUAUCUCGAAACUGAACCACGAAGCCAAUUCCGCUGCCUGGGAUAGAAUCGCCACACGCCUAGGACUGACAGUGAAAUGGUGGUCGGCUUCCGACCGCCAGAAUCCCAUCUGUGACCCUGAGGAGCUGAAAGCGUUGCUCUCCAACAAGACAAGGCUCGUGGCGUUUCCACACGCCUCGAACAUCACCGGCACUAUCAGUGACGUCAAGCAGAUCACCAGAAUAGUGCAUCAGUAUCCCCGAGCCCUAGUGUGCGUCGACGGUGUCGCACUCGCCCCACACCGACAGGUUGAUGUUAAAGACCUUGACGUUGACUUUUACGCUUUCUCAUGGUACAAAGUCUACGGCCCUCAUAUGGCCCAACUCUACGCUGCAUCGCGGAUCCAUGACCAGAUCAGCCCUCUGUGCCACUAUUUCAAGUCCACAGAAACACUAGAUCUAAAGCUUAAUCUCGCCUCAGCAAAUUACGAGCUGACGCAAAGCAUCCCUCGCGUUCUCGAGUACUUCGGUUCUGAUUUCUCUGCAGCGUGGGAUCAGAUCGCUACCUUUGAGGAGAAGCUACAGAAGAUCCUUCUGGACUAUCUGAACGAAGAGGGCCGUAUCACAAUCUAUGGAGAACCAUCAGCAAGCAAGGAGCUUCGGGUUCCUGUCAUCAGUUUUGUGGUGAGGGGGGUCAAGAGUCAGGCUUUUGUGGAGGAGGUUGAGAAGCGAUCGCCGUUUGGCUUCCGAAGUGGGCAUAUGUAUAGUCACCGUCUGGUCAAGGAUAUCAUUGGAUUGGAUGACAUCGAGGAUGGUGUCGUGCGGAUCAGUAUGCUGCACUAUAAUACGGAGGACGAAAUCAAUUCGCUUGUGAAGGUGUUGCGGGAAGUCGUUGCCGCGAUAUAAGCCGCCAUAGCCUGUCAUCUCCCGUUGAAGUUCCAGCCUGAUAUUAGUCAUUAGUCGAUCCAAACAGACUGGAACCAUCUUCUUUGAACCAAACAUGUCGCUUUCAAGCCGAAGCUUUGUCUGUUCGGAUGACUGCUGAACCUAAGAUGCGCAAACAGCAAACUCGCAACACAGACGGGACGUAGACAGCAGGUAGGUAACCUAUACUAUCUUAGCUAGUUGUGACUAGGGCUUUCAGGUAUACUGGUCUCUUGUACUACAUCUCGUUCACGUACCCAAACCUUCCCGUUUCAGGAAUUCACUCUCGCGAGCUUCAUAGGGGUAACAUCGUUCCCGUCAAUGUAGGCCCUACCUAGAUUCCGGUUGGCAUGAAACGCAAAUGUGUACUACAUUCACAGAUAUUGAUUUCCAGUCAGCCGGAAAAAUUGACUGAUAGGCAUUGACAAGAUAAAAUAUCCUAUCUGCACAUGGGGCUGUUCGAUGAGCGCCAAAAUACC